Podarcis lilfordi (Lilford's wall lizard) is the source of this 7557-nucleotide messenger RNA. The record is from the annotation of a GenBank genome assembly. NCBI's taxonomy places the organism in Eukaryota, Metazoa, Chordata, Lepidosauria, Squamata, Lacertidae.
AUGGAUGAAGUCCGAAUUGGACAGACUUGCCGGCAGAGGUGAGAAUUAAGCCGAAGAGGGGCAGGAGAGGUGGAUUUUUUUGUCUGAAUGGUUAUUUCUUGAAUGUUUCAAGUUGCUAGAUGUGUUGCGAGUCAAGCAAGAGCUAUCAUAAGUCCAAUAUCUCCUGCGUGAUUAAAGAUGAUAGCCUGAAGGGCUGCUAUAUUAGCAUCAGGGCGGGUGAGCUGAUUAGUAUAAAAGAUAUGAUUCCUACACUUUCUCACCCAACAAACAGCUGAAAUAUAUUAUUAGCUGUAACAAGCAUUAAUAUGGCUAGUAAAAAUACUAAAAGGUAUUUGAAGAAUGAGGGUUAUGUGAGGAUCUUGUGAUAUGUAUCAGUUGGCAAACUCAAAUAAUUAAUGACACAGGUAGGAUGGCCGAAUAUUUCGGUGUGGGACUGUAGACCCCCACAUGGAGGUUUAAUUCCUUCUCUUAUCAGGAAAGUCUCGUCGUGUUUUCACGCUGAAAUGCAAAUUUGGAGAAGCACCCCCAAAAGGUGCUGGGGCCAUUUUCAUCAAAUGCACCUUCGAACAUAAGAAGAGCCUGCUGGACCAGGCCAAUGGCCCACCUAGUCCAGCGUCCUGCUCUCACAGUGACCAACCAGAUGCCAGAGGGAAACCUGCAAGCAGGACCUGAGGACAAGAAAACCUCCUCCUGUAGCUUCCAGCAACUGGUAUUCAGAAGCACGGAUGCCUCCGAGUGUGGAAGCAUUCAUUCAGCUUCAUUAGAAGUCCAUGAGUUCUAGUGCUAUGAGAAACUCUUCUCCAUCCGUUUUCUAAAUGCCAUGCAUGGUUUUUAUAAACGUCAAACAUGUCACCAGUGUGGUGUAGUGGUUAAGAGCAGUGGACUCAUAAUCUGCUGAACCGGGUUCGCUUCUCCGCUCUUCCCCAUGCAGCUGCUGGCUGACUUUGGGCUAGUCACACUUCUCUGAAGUCUCUCAGCCUCACUCACCUCACAGAGUGUUUGUUGUGGGGGAGGAAGGAGAAUGUUAGCCGCUUUGAGACUCCUUCGGGUAGCUAUAAAGCGGGAUAUCAAAUCCAAACUACUACUACUACUACUACUCUUCUUCUUCUUCUUCUUCUUCUUCUUCUUCUUCUUCUUCUUCUUCUUCUUCUUCUCUUAAUCCACCUUAAAUUGGGUGCCUUUCACUAAGCAAGGCCACUAUUUCCCUUCCUUCCUUCCUUCCUUCCUUCCUUCCUUCCUUCCUUUUGUAUUCUUUCUUUCCAUUUCCCUUCCCUUUUCUUUUUUUGCCUUUCUAUGGCUUGAUUUGCUUGUGAAACCUCCACUGGACAGGGUUCCUCAAUUUAUAAAAUGUUCUGGUAUCCUUCAUGAUGCAAGUUCCGUGACAGGCUGCAGAGUUGCAUAGCAACUGUAACCAUGACUUACUCACCCUGAAAGGUUCUUGCCAUCAACCUGAAGCUUUCCAGACUGGGUUGCUGUCAAAAGGGUGUGGAAUUUCCUUCUCUCUCUCCUUCUUCCCCCGCCCCCUCUCUGGAUAUCUACAAAUUUGCCUUGAUGCUUUUGAGUUCUUCCUGUGCAAGUUCGCCUGAGGAGAGACAGACCACAAGCUUCCUGGUUGAUUCACACCCCAAUCCGUAGGAGAGUUAAGCUGCAAUUUUUGGUUUUAAGACAGCUCAGUCCGGCUGAUAUCAGUAGGGUAGGGCUAGGGAUGCCAUGGGGCAAAUGUGGCCCUCCAUGCUUCUCUAGUUGGCCCAUAGGAGUCUCCCCAGCCACAACCCCUCUCCUCAAACUGUACCUCUUUGCUUUGCAUUCUCCCCCUGUGUUUUUGCUUGUAUCCUUCAACUCUGAUAAUGCUUCUUGCUUGUCAGGAUGAGGGAUAGAGAUAUAUCUGUAAGUGUGUGUAGAAACUAGCCUAACUCAUAGCUCCAAGUGUCCCAAUUUUCCAGGGACAGUCCCAGAAUUACAGAAGCCUUCCCGGUUUCUGAUUUAACCCAGAGUAUCCCCAUUUCCCUUUCUCCUCCCCUCCAUAUCUUGGAGAACAUUUAAAAGUGCUGUGUGUGUGUGUGUGUGUAGGUGCAAAACAGAGUCCUGUUUAUACUGAAAAUAAAAUCCCUGCACCAACAAAGCCCUUCCUAUAAUUGUGAAGGAAAAUGUCACCAAUCCACUUUAAAUUCUUUAAUUGCCCUGCUUCAGCAGCAGCCAUUUUUUUUAGUGUGGAGGGUUUAUUCCCUUAUUGUAAAUGGAGAAGUCUACUGAGAAGUAAUUCCCACUGUUUUCAACUGAGCUUUCUAAGUUCGAUAGGAUUUACUCUCUGGUAGUAGUAGCAUAAUCCAACUUUUUCUCCCUUAUAGGGACUCAAGGCACCUUACAGCUAAAAAAUAAUAACAAUUCAUUCCAUUUAUCAUUUGAAGGUGUUGUACAUGAUCCCAUCCCCUCACACAUUAUGUUUGCUGUGAGAUCAAAUGUGGGAGAAGCUUCCUCAUGUAGAAUAGGGUGUCCCUAUUUUCAUCAGGGUAUGCUAACUGCAUAAGGGUAAGAUUCACUUUUGGUGCCCUGCCCACUUUCACCUCUUGCUCCACCCAUCCUUUGCAUGCAGCCCCCAAAGGCUGCCCAGGAGGAAAUGAAGAAUCAAUUUUGUUGGAAAGGGAAGGCCUUCAGUAGGUGCUGAAAAGAUAUAGGCAAGGAUAACAAAUAUCGACUUGAAAGUAUUGUGCUGGAACAGAAAGGACUUCAAUAGGUGCUGAAAGGAUCAUUGAGACAACACCUGUUUCAUGUGUGAUGGAAGGGAGUUCCUGAGAAGGUACCUGCUCGAUAAGUAUUGGGAGAGGGUAGCUGCCUCAACUCUGUCUGGAUUCAGCACAAAUCAGCCUGAUUUGGUUCAUGAUUUGGACAAACAAGUUGCACAGCCCUAAUAAUUAUAAUUAAUACUGUGCAACUGAUCUGGCUGAAUCCUGGGCUGGAAACUGAAUUGGAAACUGAAUUUGUGACAAAUCUGGAUUAAGUCAAGGCAGCUACAAAUUGCCACAAAGCAGAAGCUCCCUUCCAUUACACAUAAAACAAGUAUUGUCUCAAUUAUUUUUUGACACCUGUAUUGGAUUUGAAAACUCUUUUAAUUGUUUGCAUAUAUGAAAUUGCUUUAUAGAUGUCUUUAUUGCAGCCUUGCUUUGAGAUGUUUCACAGGAAGCAAUUCAUAAAUGAGAAGCAAUUAAUUAAUUACAUCUCAAACUGCAUGGCCUGGGGCAAGAGAGACUCUGGGCUGGAUGUGAUGACUUGCACGUGUCUCCCAGUGCUGGUGAAGUUCUAGAUAACCUUACAUCUCCUCACAGCACAAUGCUGUUCAAUGAAGCCAGCACACAUGCUCAGUUGAAGAUCAUUGAGUGAUGCCAGUGUAUGUCUUCCCAUGGAAAUGGCAUUGUAAGAGUCAAUGAGAAUAGAAGAAUUAGCAUGUGCAAUGGGUGGGGUGCAUGGUUUCUUCUUUCUCUGUUACCAGGAAGAGAAAUGGAUGCCGGAUACAGGUUUUGAUUAAUCCAGGGAUAGGGAACCUGUGGUCUUCCGGAUGUUAUUGGACUUCAACUUCCAUCAGUCCAAGCCAGCAUGAUGGAAGCCAGGGGUGAUGGAAGCUGUUUUCCAGCAACAUCAGAGGGCCAUAUAUCCCUGCACUCAUGUGAGCCUGUGGGAUCCAGUAUAACUAGAGAAUAAAGAGAAAGCCAAAGUUUUAUGGGGAUGUCAUUGUCUAGUCUGAAUAUGUCACUAAGAACCCUUAAAUGAAACAUUUAAGAACCAAAGCUGUAUUUUAUCUAAUUUUAUACACUUGUCCUAAUAUUUGAUGUCAUGUCUGUUCUACAGAGUAUGCUACAGAGUUUAUGCUACAGGAGGAGAAGAAGAAAGGAAUAUAGAACAACAGUUUUUUCUGGAGCAGGUAUACACAGCACACCAGGAUCUAUUUUUAAUCUGCUUAGUGGUGGGCUGGUUUAGACACCUGGUUAACAUCUGGGAAAGCUGAAACCGAGUAGAAGUUCAAGAACUCUUGCUCGCUCCCUUUCAUUUUUGCCUGUUUUGAUUUCCCCUGCAAUUGUUUCCCGUCUUCCAGGCCUUAUGACACCACAGCAAGGAAAUGUCUACAGGAUCGGACAAAUCAGAACCAGCUGUUCUUUGUCAAAUUCGAGCCCCAAAAAACAUGAUGGAAAAUCUGUGAGAAAAUAUUUAAGAGAUAAGCAGGUUGGGAAUUGUGUGCUGGUGAAUUGGCACAGUGCAUCAAUCAUGUAAACAGUUGGGAUGUGCAAAGCUGCUGUCAUCAGCUAUCACAAAUUUGGUCAUCAUGUAUUAUUGCUUCCCUUUCCUCCAGGCAACUGUGCCAUAUGGGAGAACCACACCUAUUGCAUGGAAUUGUUCAGAUAGAAUAGGCCUGCAAGUAUUGAGCUUGUAGAGUGAGAAGGUGCCACAGGAUUUACGUCCUGCUGUGGGGCCAAUGCUUCUACACAGACAUUGUUCAGAACAUUGCACAGAACACUCUCCUUUCAAGAGAGAGGGAUGGGAUUGCCAAAUGGAGAAAUGGACAUGGCAUUAGUCAACUGCCAAAAGGCAGCACCAUGGAUCUCUUGGUGCUGCCAACUCCACUUCCAGAUGUCCUUAUCAUGUGCAUUCAUCAUGACUUGUGCUCAUGAUGCUGUUAAGGUGGUCAUACAAACUGUGGUCUUUGGGGAAGUCACUGUUAGUGGUCCUUCAUGGUUUGGAUGCAUAGCUUGGAUCUACCAGGAGCUAUGUGUUCAAUACAGUGAGCCCAGUUGCGUGGCGAGUUCCUGCCCCCCCCCAUGAAAAUAAUGACACAUGACACAAUUAUUAAGGUUAAUGGACUAAAUAAAGUCACAACUUUAUUGGUUACAGGUGAUGAGCGGUAUUGGCUUAGGCAUUGGUCCUAACCAACUAUAUCUGACUUUACCCCAUCUGCUUGAAGUCCAGGAAGGGUUUACCACCGGUAGGGGGAGUCCUGCUGAUGCACAUCAACUAGAAUUCCUCUGGGGUCACCGAUUGGGGGCGUGCCUUAGGCCCUCACCUCCCUAGGCUUCAGACAGGGCCACGCCCUCUGAAAUCCUUUAUCGGACUACCCUUCAAUAUGCGGGGCACGUGAUGGCACUACCUCCCCUCUUCCAUCUGCAGAACAAUACCAAUGCCUAACUGCCAAUACCAAGAAAGUUGUGACAAUUUGCUACAAGGUAGGCGAAAACCAAGUGGCUGGUGCCAAUUUGCCAAAUGGAAAAAAAUCCUACCAGGCCCCUCAGUGGCGACCAACCAAGGUCCAUAGCAAGGUCAAGGAACGAAAACAUUAUAGGGCGGGAGGGUGGGAAAAGCAGGAACAGCUGGCAGGCGGCAAAGAGGGAGAUCCCCGGCUGCGUCCUGCCUUAAAUAGGGCAGGCUGUGGCCCCAGAGCCAGCUGAUUGGCUGGCCAGGGAGUGACGUGGCCAGGAAUCCCCCCAAUAGUGCUUGGGCUGGGCUCCAGCUGCCCGCGCGUGUUGGGGCUGUGAAGCCCACAACCCCACCUCCUCCAUAGGGCGUAAGUGGCUUUUUAUGAAACUGCCAAACUUAACUGGCCCUAGGUUGGGUUUUCUUUUCGUUUGUGCCUUUUCCUCAGUGAAAUAAGGAUUAUUUACAUUAGGCAUUUAGUACAAUGUUGUUACAAGUUAGGGCAGAAGUGCCAUUGGGCAGGAUCAACACAGUAAAGGGGACUGGCAUAAGAAGCCUGAGGAGAAGAUGAAUGAUGGCUCACCUUAAAAUCAGGUUAAGGCCUCUUCCUGGCUGUAAUCUCUCACCCUGUUUGCCCAGUGAGACCCUGAACAGGGUUCAACACCAAGCGACUCCUAAGGAAGGGGUUGGGGUGCUAUCAGCAAGGGCUGAGUGGAAUGAUGAACUAUCCCUGCCCUACUGCCAUGCCAGCCCCUGCUGAUAGUCAAUGAUGAUUUGGCCUGAUUGUCACCCAACAUCUGAUGUCUUGUCUCAGUUAUUUCUCCUCAUGUGCACAUUUCUGCAUGCAGUUUCCCCUAAUAUACACCUAUUUGCAAAUUAGUUUUCCUUCAUAUACUAUAAUGCAUCUUUGUAUACAUUGCUUGGCUAGAGAACCGUGUUUCAGUGAAAAUUUGAAACGAGGUUCACAUUCUGUUUCAGAAAAUGUGAAUUCGGUAGGCUUGCCUUCUUCAUUUCUUCAGCCUUUUCUUCACUAUUUUAAUUAAAGGAUUUCCAUGCACUUUAGGAACCGAUGAUUCCUGAACCAAUGUUCUUUGAAAGCCACAGGCACCCUUGUUUUGACAUAUUCUGUUUCUGGAAUGAUAACCUUCCCUAAUGAGCCUUUCAUCACAAGAGUAGUAUCCUUCAGGGAACGAUGCAUUCUCAGUUGAGGAUGGGCAUGAAGGCAAACAUGUCUCAAAAAUGAACAGCACUGUUCUAGUUCCAAGAUAAUCAUGUUCUGCCAUUGCCAAUCCCCUGGGAUGUAUGCUAUCAAAAGAUGUUUUGCUAAAAUGAUUAGUGGUCUGUCAUUCAGUCAGCCUAAUAAAUCAAGGUAGGUUCAUGCAGCAUGGAAGUACAUGAGUUAGGUAUUCCAAAAGAAACAUGCCUUCUUUUCCUCAGUCAAUGACUUGGCGUGCAACUUUGACUUUUGGAAAUUAUUCUAAGACUGCCGGCAUCAGUCUUUCAAGAAGGACCUUAUGAACGCAUUGUGCUCCAGAUCCAAUCCUAAUUAGAUGAUUAGUUUUGUCUUGACAUGGAGUCUAGCAGACCACUUUCACAUUGCCCCAAAAGUGAGGAAACACAUCACUGAAAAAGAGGGUACAGAUAUGCAUAAAAUUUGCAUAUGCUAAUUAAUAUAUACAGGUUAGCAUUUAGAAAUUCCUCCUAUAAUUUAAGCAGAGGUUUAAUUGAUGUUUUAAUUUUAAUGGUAGAUAGAUAGAUGAUAGAUAGAUAGAUAGAGGUGAUAGAUAGAUAGAUAGAUAGAUGAUAGAUAGAUAGAUAGAUAGAUAUACGCUAGAUAGAUGAUAGAUAGAUAGUUGCUGUAAGCCACUUUGAGACCUAGAUGGCAAAAAGCAGGAUAUUGAUUUUUUAAAACAAACAUGUAAGCAAGCAAGCAAGCAAGUAAAUUUGACUCAACAAAAUUUGCCCACAUAUUCUCUGAGGCACAGCAAUGUACAUCAAAUGCCACUUAUCCUGAAAACCAAACCAGCCACACCACUACAGAUGGUGAGUGAAGAUGUUGAGAUGUCAUUUUCCUUUAUGACCUUGAUAGGUAGUCAUUGAUUUUCUUGGCCGAGUCCGACUAUCCAAGACUCCAACCAGAUGCAGCCAGCCCUAGAUUUGAGGGGAAACAAAAGGCUCCAGAAGGGCCAUAUAAUUAUGUUUUUAAGAAUAAAAACAUAAUGUUGCAUAGGAGAAUAGGGCUUUUUAAUAUUUACUUUUACAAGAUGAAAGUGCUGCUCAAGUAGACCAAUCCAUCUCCUCCACUCGUUUAUGAAUGCAUGCAAAAUGUGGAAUGAAUUAUUUGCUCUCACUCAGUUUUACCAUAGGUUCUUGAAGUAG